AACAGAUUUUCAAAGGACGUAGGCACUAUGGAUGAAUUACUACCCAAAACAAUGUUAGACGCGGUCGGGAUAUUUUUUAGAGUUUGCGGAGUAAUGAUCCUGGAGGUGAUAAUUAAUCAAUGGAUACUGAUACCGAUAGUAAUUUUGAUCGUUUUAAUUUUCUUCGCGACAAAAUACUUUGUAAAAGUUGUUCGGGAUAUCAAACGUCUCGAAGGUGUAAUGAAAA
Molecule: messenger RNA, 226 nt
Organism: Wasmannia auropunctata (little fire ant)
Lineage: Eukaryota; Metazoa; Arthropoda; Insecta; Hymenoptera; Formicidae
Product: multidrug resistance-associated protein 4-like
Exons: 2
Cellular component (GO): membrane
Molecular function (GO): ATP binding
Source: RefSeq, a predicted model, not a curated record